UUCAACAUGGCCGACGAAAUUCCAAUUUUUCCUAAGGCUGGAUCGAUUUUGAUAAAUACCGGGAGUAUUGUGAAUUGGAAUCGCCUGAAGAGGAAGCCGAACCACACGCCCACAGAUGAGCUGAAAGAGUGUAUAAGUGCCACUGUGGGGUCUUGGCUCAACGAUUUGGAUAAAACUAAAGCACAGUAUGCAACUGACCUGAAAUGUAUAAAUCCAACUUUUAGCAGCAAUCUCUCUGGAGAUGAUAGAGAACAGCUCAAAAUUACUGUGAAGAUAUUUGUAACUCAGCCAGAUCCAUUGGCUUUAGAAGAUGCAAUAGAAAAAGUUUUGGCAGACUUGGAUGUGACCAGUUUGGAGACAGUAUUACUGUCACUGUCCCAGCCAGACCAGAAGUCUGUCUCUAUGGAUGGGAUAAAAACAUUGUGGGAAGUACUGGAAAGAAUGGUAGAAAAAGAGAAGAUUCUCGCCAUUGGUAUUAGUGACCUUGCCAAGGAUGAACUUGAACAGUUACACACUUGGUCCACGGUCAAGCCCUGUAUUAACCAUGUCAACUUGGCCAGCUGUUGUGUAAUGCCCCCUGAUCUGACAGAAUAUGCCAAGGAGCAGGAUAUACAACUACUAACUCACAGUGAUCCCAAAGAAAUGUUCCCAGACAAGACUUUCCAGGACGUUCUCUGCAGCACAGCGACUGAGAAGGACUCGGAGGGUUGGUCAGUAUCCUGGAUAGCCCGCUACACAGCAUUGGUCAAGGACCGGGGGAUCAUUAAAGCCAAGGGGUAUCUAGUCAAAGCUGUCAGAGAUGUCAAAAAAGGGAAGUGAUGUCACAAAAUGGGAAUUAUUUCAUGAACAGGAAGUGAUGUCACAAAAUGGGAAUUAUUUCAUGAACAGGAAGUGAUGUCUCACAAUUUGUGAACAGGAAAUGACGUUAUGAAAAAAAUUGCAACUCUCCCUGCAUAGUGUCAGUGUAGUAGAAGGAGAGACAAUUUUUUAUACUUGUAUUCAUAAAGUUACCAUACAGUAAUAGCUCAUAAAAAUAUACUGGAGUGAUAGACAUUUAGUUAUCCAAUAUUAUUUGCUAAAAGGUUGUGAUUGAAUAAAAAGGAAAUGAAGUGAUAUUCAGAAAAGGGGAUGUCACACCGUCACAGUGAUAUCAUAAACCGGAAGUGGUGUAACAAAGAGGAAAUGUUGAGCAUCUGCAAUAUUCACUCCAAAUAUCAAAGUCUUAUGACAUAUUCACUAUAGAAGUUCAUUUUGGCCAUAUUUAGAGCACUGGUCAUGUACACAGAGUCAGACAAUUAAGUAAGUGUGCCAAAAAUAUAGAGCAUUCACUUUCAUUUAGUGACUGAAUACGAAAGGAAAACACAAAACCUAAAAGUUCAUGUAUUUUUUUUUUAUCUAAAACUGCAUAAAAUAUGAAGUCUGUUUUUUCUAUUACUUUGAAAAGGUUACUGCAGCGACUGUUGGUCCCAUAAAUCAUAGGUUUGGAAUUGUAUUACUUGAGCUGCUAAUGUAUUGAGCAUUUAACAUUCACGUUUUUUUAGCAUUUAGAGCCAAUAUGAUGAACUUAAAUGGCUAGUGUAUAAAAUUUUGUAAAGGAAAUCUGUAAGCCCACUGUUACAGGUUGAGAUAGCUUUAUGAAAGUAUUGAGCCAAGAUUGAUGUAAAAUUUAUGUAUUUUGUGAAAUUUUGAAGUUAAGAUUUUUUCUUACAUGCACCAUAUGUAUCUCUGGUCUGUAAGGGAUGUGCUUUAUACUUGUAUAGUUUAUAAAGAAUAAUGUAGAUAUGUACAAGAUCCAUGCAGAUACACGCACACACACACACACACACACACACACACAUGCACAAAUAGACUGCAAUAUUGUAUAUAAUUUUCAUUGAUUAGGUGAGGGAUAUUAUGCAUGUCUAUAUCCAAUUUUCUACAUUUUUAAGCGAGGAGUACAGUCAACAUUUUGCUGUAGAGUUUUGUGGCGUAAAUAGUUGAUAAUAACACUAAUGAAUAGUUUUUUAAUUUCAUUUCAGCAGUUUUAAUACAUAUGCCAUACAUGUGUUAUCUGCAGACUACGAGCAUAUAAAACAGAAAG
Messenger RNA from Lingula anatina, 2080 nucleotides. Its product is annotated as glutamate--cysteine ligase regulatory subunit. The record is from RefSeq and is a predicted model, not a curated record. Gene Ontology annotation, molecular function: enzyme regulator activity; glutamate-cysteine ligase catalytic subunit binding. Gene Ontology annotation, biological process: glutathione biosynthetic process. Gene Ontology annotation, cellular component: glutamate-cysteine ligase complex. NCBI's taxonomy places the organism in Eukaryota, Metazoa, Brachiopoda, Lingulata, Lingulida, Lingulidae.